Messenger RNA from Arabidopsis thaliana (thale cress), 1410 nucleotides. RefSeq names its product TCP family transcription factor. The record is from RefSeq and is marked reviewed. The transcript has a single exon. Gene Ontology annotation, cellular component: nucleus. NCBI's taxonomy places the organism in Eukaryota, Viridiplantae, Streptophyta, Magnoliopsida, Brassicales, Brassicaceae. The coding region runs from base 112 to 1137 and encodes 341 amino acids. Gene Ontology annotation, molecular function: DNA-binding transcription factor activity.
ACUCCAAGAAUUUAUAGGUUAUAAGUAAAAAUUCAGUACAAGUUUGUUUGUUUGUUUAUUCCAUUUUCUUGUGUGUUUUUUUCCCCAUAAUUUAUAAAUUUUAUAAGCAAUAUGGAGUCCCACAACAACAACCAGAGCAACAACAACACCACUGGUUCGGCCCAUCUGGUCCCAUCCAUGGGACCAAUCUCCGGUUCAGUCUCAUUAACCACCACUGCUCCAAACUCCACUACCACCACCGUCACCGCCGCUAAAACACCCGCAAAACGACCGUCCAAGGACCGUCACAUCAAAGUAGACGGACGUGGCCGGAGGAUACGUAUGCCGGCUAUCUGCGCAGCACGUGUCUUCCAACUAACACGUGAGUUACAACACAAAUCGGACGGCGAGACUAUAGAGUGGCUGCUCCAACAAGCGGAGCCAGCUAUCAUCGCAGCCACCGGAACUGGAACCAUACCGGCGAAUAUCUCUACUUUGAACAUCUCUCUUCGAAGCAGUGGCUCUACUCUUUCAGCUCCACUGUCUAAAUCUUUCCACAUGGGAAGAGCGGCUCAAAACGCUGCCGUUUUUGGGUUCCAGCAACAGCUUUAUCAUCCUCAUCAUAUCACGACAGAUUCUUCUUCUUCUUCUCUUCCCAAAACAUUCCGUGAAGAAGAUCUUUUUAAAGAUCCUAAUUUUCUAGAUCAAGAACCCGGUUCAAGAUCACCUAAACCGGGAUCCGAAGCUCCUGAUCAAGAUCCGGGUUCGACCCGGUCAAGAACACAAAAUAUGAUACCGCCGAUGUGGGCACUAGCGCCAACGCCAGCCUCCACAAACGGAGGUAGUGCUUUUUGGAUGUUACCAGUCGGAGGAGGAGGAGGUCCGGCUAACGUUCAGGAUCCAUCACAGCACAUGUGGGCGUUUAAUCCGGGUCAUUACCCGGGUCGAAUCGGGUCGGUUCAGCUAGGGUCUAUGUUAGUGGGAGGUCAACAGUUAGGGUUAGGUGUUGCAGAAAAUAACAAUUUGGGGCUAUUUUCCGGCGGAGGAGGAGACGGUGGUCGGGUUGGUCUCGGAAUGAGUCUUGAGCAAAAGCCUCAACAUCAAGUGAGUGAUCAUGCUACUAGAGACCAAAAUCCUACUAUAGAUGGUUCUCCUUGAAAGACUUCAUGAUUUCUUUGGUUUUUAAAAAGUGUGAAUGUGUGAUUUAUUGCAACUUUUGUUGAGGACUCCAAUGUUAAUAUGGGUUUUAGGGUUGGCUUUUCGGGAUUGCCAAAUUGUUAUUUAAGAAAAUGGAUUUAUUGUUUUGGUUGCAUAAUAAUUAACGAGUUUUGCAACUCUUUUUAUUCGAUGCAAAAGCAUGUCACUUAAAGGAAAUAUAGUUGAAUCUCUAUGUGUAACAUAAUGGACAAAAGAAUAAAUUAAAUAUUUAUC